AUGGCCCUUUUCUUACGAGCUGCCUACUUUGGACCGCCAUCAUCGCUCUCAGAGCCAACUGCGAGAUGGGUGUCUUUAAUACCAGACCAAAUGAAGAAAGGGUGUGUGGUCAUGGGCUUGAUUGUGGACCAGCUGGCGAUGACGAAAGGAAGCUUUAAAACACUCGGUGUUUGCUGCAAGGCAACUGAGGAGGGUGCGAGCCACGAGACAGCAGAUUCCUUGUCCGGACAGCGAGUCACUCUACCAGCCAUCCCGGAAGUUCUGAGAAAGCCAUCUUUCAACACCGACACGGUGCUCACCAGAGCAAAGCUGUCAAAUAUCAAGCAGUUGAGGGUUCUCCAAAGAGAUGUCGAUGUCUCGGAAUCCAACAAGGGGUUGCGCUGGUGUGGGUUAUGGAUUCACCACCACGACGGGACUACCGAGACACUCGGCCUGUGGGAUGACUAUCUGACCAAGAACGCCAGGAUCAUCUACGAUGCUGAGAGGGACGGCCGGCUCAUUCGAAUGCUGUUCCGACUGAGACGCAAAUUGCCUGUGGUGGUAGCACCGUGUGAUGACGCCGAAACCGCCAAACACACCGGAGAUGUUCAAAAGGGGGAUCGCGGUGAAUGUGGCAACAAUACAGGUACUUUUCAUGCUGAUUAA
This is a messenger RNA of Trichoderma citrinoviride, 645 nucleotides long. RefSeq lists its product as hypothetical. Lineage: Eukaryota; Fungi; Ascomycota; Sordariomycetes; Hypocreales; Hypocreaceae. The transcript is spliced from 4 exons. The record is from RefSeq and is a predicted model, not a curated record. Bases 1 to 645 code for a protein of 214 amino acids.